Blepharisma stoltei is the source of this 2641-nucleotide messenger RNA. NCBI's taxonomy places the organism in Eukaryota, Ciliophora, Heterotrichea, Heterotrichida, Blepharismidae. The record is from the annotation of a GenBank genome assembly.
AUGUCAUACAGUGAAAGCAUGCCUAGUUUACCAAAGCAAAGCAUCCAUGAUCUUUGCAAAUUAGGUGAUGAAGAAGCUUUAUCUGAGUUUUUAUCAAGCUUAGAAGAUACUACAAGUGUUCUUUCUCAUUACAAUGAUGAGGGGAUGCUCCCACUGCAUGUUGCUCUUGUAAACGCAAGGCCAGGCUGCGUUAUCACACUAUUAAAAGCAGGCGCUGACCCUUGUGUGCCUUUUGAAGGGCUCAUGCCAAUCCAUUUAUCGCUUGCUUUGGGACAGUUCAAGUUUUACCACCAAUCUUGCUUCAGAUGUUUACAAGCCAUCCUAUUCUUUUUGCUAUAAAUUUCUUAAAAAUUCUAUAGCACCUAUCUAUUAUUUUAAAAAAAAUACCUUAAUUUUCUAUAUUAAAAUCUUAUAAUUAGCAUAAAUGCCUAUAGAACACUCUGACGUCUUAGUAAACGCAAGAGACCGCCUUGGCCGCACCGCCCUACACAUAGCCGCCAUUUCAGGUCUUUCUGAGGCUAUAACUUUACUAAUCUCCAAGUCAAUUGAUCCCAACCUCCGCGAUUUCUCAGGCAGAAUGGCAAUUCACUGUGCAAUUGAGCACAACAACGAAGUCUGCUUACAGCAAAUGCUACAAGAACUAGGCAGUGAUAUGCUAGUAUGUUCUGACGGAAAUGGGGACACACCAAUACACCUAGCUGUUAGAAGAGGAGCCUGAAAAUGUAUCCCAGUCUUAAUUAACCUGGGAAGUGAAGCAAUUUUAACUAUAAAUAACGAGCACGAGCAGACCCCUGAGGACGUAGCGAAUAUUUGUGGGUUUACCAAUGAGUUUCAGAAAGCAAAAAAUGGGGUAAUCCCACCUCCACAUAGCCAGGGGCAAUGUACGGUGAUUACACAUGACAAUUGUAAGGACCAUGCCAGUCUUUCAACAAGGGAUAGAGAACUUGUGGCAAAACAGAAAAAAUACCAGGCAGAAAACCCUUAUCGUAUAUACUUAAUUAUUAUGAUUAUUUAAUUAGAAAAUUUAUAGGAAAAAUAAGGAUAAAAAGAUAAAAUGGUAUAGAAAUUUUGUAUUUGGAUUCAUUUGGAUCUUUACUUAUAGACGAAUUCGCUGAUAAUAUUAACUGGAUAAAAAAUCCGCCACUUGUAAAUAUCGCUGAUAUUUUAAGAGUCCAUGAGUAUUCUUAUUUUUACCAAUUAGAAAAAUUUAUAAAAGAAUUAGAACCAAAUUCAGGCCCAGUGAAAUUUGAUAGAGACACCAUUGUAAGUGACAAAUCGCUAGAUGCCGCUUUUGCUGCUGCUGGAUCUGUAACUCAUGCUGUAGAUUUAGUUGUUACUGGGAAGUCUAAAAAUGCCUUUUGCAGUAUUCGGCCUCCUGGGCACCAUUUAGGCCCUUCAGGAGCUGUUGACUCUGACGGUGAGCCUGAUUUAACGUCUGCUGGAUUUUGCUUAUUAAAUAAUGUCGCUAUUGGUGCUGCAUAUGCCAUUUAUAACUAUCGGGGUAAUAUCAAUAAAGUCGCUAUUGUGGAUUUUGAUGUGCAUCAUGGGAAUGGGACCGAAGCAAUUGUAAAGAAUUUGAAGCCUUCUAAGCAUGUCCAUGCGAUUGAUUUAAAUAAUAUUGGAAUUAAGGCAAAUAUUACCUCAAGAUCAUAUAAACCUUGGCUUUCUGCUGAUGAUUCUAAAAAUGUAUUAAGUUUAUAAGGAAUAGGGAGAAAUUGGGAUUUUUAUAGGAAAAUAGGGGGUUUUAGGGGAAAAAGUAUAUUAUUUUUAUUUCUUCACAUGGGUAUGGCGAAGAUUUUGGUGGAAAAUUUUAUCCGUAUUCUGGGACUUAUUGUGGGCCAGAAGAAGACUAUCCUGCUGGCAUUCUUAAUUUGCCGAUGUCUUAUGGGACUGAAUCUUCAAUAUUUAGACAAAAUUAUAGAGAAAAAGUAUUUCCAAGACUGCUUGAGUUUCAGCCAGAUUUAAUCAUGAUUUCUGCUGGAUUUGAUGGGCAUGGGCUUGACUCUAUAAACCACGGAUUUAUGGACUUAGACGAAGACGACUUUACCUGGAUAACUGAAAAUUUAAUAAAAAUCGCCAAUACCUGCUGUCAAGGCAGAAUUGUAUCAGUUCUUGAAGGAGGCUAUAGAAUUAAAGGAGGAAUCGUUUCAGCACUGGCACAGUCUGUAGCUGCACAUGUAAUGGCUCUUAUGAACGCUACUAAUGAAUAUUAUACACAGCCAGACAUGCUUAGUGUCGAAAGAGAUUCUCAAAAAAUGGAAUUAAAAAGAAAAAUUAAAGAAGAAAAUGUAGGGAUGAGGCUAAGAAGGAGGAAAAUUGUGAAUAAUGAAAACAGUUUGGAUAUGGAUGCUAAUGAAUGGGACAGUAUGGAAAGUGGUGAAGAAAAUGAGGAAGAAGAAGAGGAAGAUGAAGAAACUGAAGAGGAUUUUUAUGACAGAGGAAAAAUCUCUUUUUAAUUUAUUUUUUUAAUUAUAUUAGUUUUAGAAAAAAAAGAAUUUAUAAAAAGAUAAUGAAAUUGCACCAAAUUGAAGAAGGUGAUGAAGACAAAAGUGGGGAUCAUGCAGAAGAGGCAGCAACUGAAGAGACAGAAAUCAAUCAUGAAAAUUCUACUAUUGAUGAACAAAAGGUAAUUGGGAUUUAG